Molecule: messenger RNA, 2526 nt
Organism: Chara braunii
Lineage: Eukaryota; Viridiplantae; Streptophyta; Charophyceae; Charales; Characeae
Source: the annotation of a GenBank genome assembly
GUAGGUCUAAAGUGGUGAGGAGUGGGACUCUUGUCGUGCACCUGACACCACGAUGGAUGACUAUCCGAUGUAUGGGCUGCUUGUGGGGUUCUCCCUAUGGGGGACCCUCUGGCGUCUCCUCUUCCCUCUGGGGUUCUGGAACACCUUUGCGUGUAGGGUAGAGACGAAGGGUGGCACGACCACACACCCCUAUACGCCUGAAGAGGAGGCCAAGGCCGCCGCCAUUCUGAAAGAGAGAAGGGAGAAGAGAGAGACCAAGAAGAAGGCCUUAAUGGAGGAGCAGGCAGCCAAGAUGAAAAAGAUUGAGGAGGAGGCGGCCAGGGAGAAGGAGAGAUUGAAAAAGGAAGAGGAGCAGAAGCUGAAGGAGGUGGAAGAGGAAGAGGAGGAAGACGAGAUGCCACUGCAAAGGAAGAGGGGGCAGUACAGUGGCAGCACAAAUGAUGAGAUGGAGAAACGGAUCUCGGAGUGGGUCGCCAAUUUAUCCCUGGGUGAAGAAGAAGAGGUGGCAAUGUACAUAUCCAAGGAUGACCAGGAAGCCGCUAUGAGAGCUUGGGAAGCAGAAAAAGAUGUCGUAAAGCGGCAGGCGAUGGAAGAUGAGAAGAGGAUGGAAUGGAGAUUGGCAGUGAUGAGGAAGAAGAAGAGGAGAGUGGACGCGGCAGCGGAGGCAGCAGAAGAAUUAGAGGAGGUAAAAAAGAUAGAAGAGCAAUUAGCCGCCCAGACCGAACUCCCAAACCAAAUGCGAGUCAUAGCCCGAAACGUUGCACGCCUGGCACGAAUUCAGGCAGAGCAAUAUGACUUCACUCCCAAGGAGGAGGAGCCACGUCCGCGUAGGGAGCCAGUCAAGGUCAAAUUCCCUGAUUCCUACAGUGGGAAGAGGGAAGAGAACUUUGACAACUGGGAGGCCAACGUCAAGACCUAUGUGCAUGUGCAACAGGUCUCCCCGGAUCAGCAUGUCUUGAUUGCGAUCCACGUGCUUAGAGAUGAGGCCACCAGUUUUGCAAGGUCCCUAGUGCGCGCCGCUAACUGCAAUGAUGAUGCAGUUGCCUAUUCGGCAUUUACCUCCCUCACGGAGUUCAUGAAAUUGUUGCGCGAGCGAUUUGCAGAUGUCGCUCGAAGUGUCAAGGCCUCAGACAAGCUCCAGACGAUCCAUGCUCGUAAGUGGAAGAGUGCCAGGGCGCUCAAGAGCACAAUGGACGAACUAGUAGCUGUCCCUGACCACGGGGUUACAGACACCCAGUUGGUUGUCCUCUUUUACAGAGCUAUGCCAGAAGCCUUUCGCGGGCACUUCUUCGCAAAGAGUGAAGACCCUGCCACCACUUACGAUUCCCUUAGCCGUGAAGUGGUGGCCUUUGAGGCAAAGUCUGUGUCAGUCUCCACCUUCUGGCCCAAAGACUUGGAUAAGGGAAAGCAAUGGAAGGGCCGCACUAUCUCUGGGCAAGUGAAGACUAAGGAUAGUCUUGUCCUAACCUUAGAUGAGGGUAGUGUGGACGAGAUCCCCUACGAUCAGAUUGAGUGGGGGUUAGAGGAGGAGGACAGCGGUGUGGGCCAGGGGAGAAUUUACGCUGCUGUCGCGGCUGGAGGGAGGCCGCAAGGAGGAGGACGAGGCCAGGGCCAAGGGGGCCGGCCCUCAGGGAGCCGGUUCCAGGGCGACCAGGGGGUUGGCGGCAGAGGAGGAAACCGCCAAGCGGGAGGAAGGGGUCAAGGUCCCCCGCAAAACCGUCCUAGGAAUAGAGGGAGUCCCGGCGUACUUCCGCCUAGAGCAGGAUGGGAAAGUGGAGAAGGUCCCCACUCCCUGACUCUCCUCGUAGAAGAUAGCCUCCCAUUUGAUAUUGUUCUGGGGAUGGAUUGGGGAGAGGCAGUCGGGGCCACGCUCCAUCUGAAGGAGCACGAGUGUAGGCUCCCUAGUUCUUCAGGCGAGUCCAAGACUGCCCACCUGUUCCACGUGUCAGGAGUAGAGAAUCCAUUGGCACAUUGCUGCCUUAGUGCGCCCGCAUUCGCCAGAUUAGUAAAGAAGGAGAAAUUGGAGGAACAGGUCUUUGUUGCCUAUGUUAGGCCAGUGACCGAGCCUAUGGAAGAAAAGUCGAUGGACCCUGCGAUUGCCAAGUUGCUGGAAGAGUUUAAGGAUUUAACUGAGCCGCCGACAGGAACGGUGCCGCGGCCCAUCCAACACCGUAUCGAGAUAAAGCCUGGCAGUAGAACUCCUAAGGGUGUUGUGUAUAGGAUGUCCCCACGGGAGUUAGAGGAGCUUCGCAAGCAAUUAGACGAGCUUCUCGAGAAGGGUUGGAUUAGGCCCAGUUCAUCUCCUUUUAGAGCGCCUGUUCUCUUUGUUCCUAAGAAAGAGGGAGAGUUGAGAAUGUGUAUAGACUAUAGGGGUCUGAAUGCUAUUACAGUGAAGAAUGCCGAGCCACUGCCUAGGAUAGACGAUCUCUUAGAUUGAGUGCAGGGGGCGAAGUAUUUCUCCAAGAUAGAUUUGAAGUCCGGAUAUCAUCAGAUAGAAGUGCAUCCUGAUGAUCAGUAUAAGACCGC